Salarias fasciatus (jewelled blenny) is the source of this 1725-nucleotide messenger RNA. Its product is annotated as solute carrier family 22 member 4-like. Gene Ontology annotation, cellular component: membrane. Gene Ontology annotation, biological process: transmembrane transport. Gene Ontology annotation, molecular function: transmembrane transporter activity. Lineage: Eukaryota; Metazoa; Chordata; Actinopteri; Blenniiformes; Blenniidae. Bases 1 to 1725 code for a protein of 574 amino acids. The record is from RefSeq and is a predicted model, not a curated record. The transcript has 10 exons.
AUGGCAAGUGAAAAUAUCAGGGACUAUGACACCAUCACAUCUUUUCUGGGCUCCUGGGGACCCUUCCAACGAAGGAUCUUUUUUGCCUUGGCCAUCAGCCUCAUCCCAAAUGGAUUUAUUGGUAGUUAUAUAGUGUUUGUUGGCGACACGCCACCUCAUGAAUGCUAUAUUCCUGAAAACAACAACAUCAGUGAGAUGUGGAGAAACGUUACGAUUCCAAUGGAAACAGUCAACGGUGCUGCACAACGCAGCUCCUGCUGGAGACUGAACCUGGAGAUUGUGCAAAGUUUCUCUCAAAACAACUCCAUUCCAAAUGUCGAAGUAAACGUGAGUGACAUUCCUCGGGAGCGUUGUCUCGAUGGCUGGAUAUACAGCAAAGAAAUCUACCAGUCAACUAUUGUAACAGAGUGGGACUUGGUGUGUGACGAUGCAUACAAAAUUCCACUGUCCUCAUCUAUUUAUUACGGUGGUAUGCUGGUGGGAGCGCUGAUCUCAGGCCAGUUGUCUGACAGGUUCGGGAGGAAGCCAGCACUCUUCAUCAUGAUGGCUGUUCAGGCUGUCUCUCUCACAGCACAGAUAUUCUCCCCCAACUGGGAGAUCUUCUCCUUCAUCUUCUUCAUUGUGGGUGGUGGGGGACACUCGAACUACAUCAUUGGAUUUGUGCUAGGGUCAGAGAUUCUCAGCCCCAAAACCAGAGUGCUUUUCUGCUCUCUUGGAGUCUGUAUGAGCUCGGCCGUGGGGUACAUGUUGAUGCCUUUAGCGGGCUAUUUCCUCCGAGAGUGGCGGUUGUUACUGAUUCCCAUGGCUGCCACAGGCUUGAUCUACAUCCCUCUGUGGUGGUUGGUUCCAGAGUCUCCUCGGUGGCUGUUUUCUCAGGGGAAAGUGGAGGAAGCAGAGGCCAUCCUGAAAGAAGCCGCCAAGAUGAAUAAAGUAGAAGCUCCGCUGGAUAUUUUCACUAAAGCUGAGGUUGAAUAUGCAACGGUCAGGAAAGAGGAGAAAGCCAGCAUACUUGACAUUUUGAAAUCCUGCAAUCUUCUCUCCAUUACAUUAGUCUGUUCAUCUCUGUGGUUCAUCAUCACCACCAGUUACUAUGCUCUCGUCCUGAACACUUCAAAUUUGCAUGGUGAUCCAUACCUAAAUUGCUUCAUAUCAGCUGUCAUAGAAGUGCCAGCUUACCUAAUUGCCCUAGUUUUGCUCCAGUACUGCUCCAGGCACAUCUGUCAGUCUUCCACUCUCCUACUCGGAGGCAUUAUGAUCCUCUGUGUGAACCUCAUUCCAAUCGGUUUACCAGGAGUGGCUGUGGCUCUUGAGAUGUUGGGAAAGUUUGGCAUCACUGCUGCUUUCUGCGUGGUGUAUGCCGUCUCAUCGGAGCUCUUCCCUACUGUCAUCAGAAACACAGCAAUGGGAUGUUGCUCCAUGGCUGCCCGUAUUGGAACCAUCAUCUCCCCUUUCAUCAUUUACCUGGGACAAUACAACACGUCACUUCCAUAUAUUCUAAUGGGAGCUUUAGCCAUUUUUGGGGCUGUUAUAUGUUGGGUGUUGCCAGAAACACACAAAAAGGCUUUGCCAGAGACAUUGUCACAGAUUCAGCCGAUUUUCAGGGCCCUGACCGGGCACAGCAACCGCGGCCAUGGUUCAUCGUCCCCAGACGAGCCAGGCAGGGAGCUCAGCAUUCUGAUCCGGAUCACUCGCCACCGGAAGUUCGAAGUGAUCACCUUGGGAUGA